UCGGGACUGGGAUGUGUCAUAAUGGUAUCAGAGCCACUCUGUCGUGGUGUGAGUGUGUCGACAAGGACGUUGGGCCCCUAAGGGGGGGUGGAUUGUAACAUCACUCGUCGACCAACAGAGAAGAGGUGAUGUGCCUUCCACUGGGAAGUUGCUCGUGAGUUCUCAGAAACAAAACCGUGAGGGCAUGACUGGGGCCCAAAGCGGACAAUAUCGUGCUAUGGCGGAGUCGGGACUGGGAUGUUACAGUAGUAGUUGAUUGAUUAUUAUUGAUUAACAUGUUUAUAUCUUAUUUGUUACACACAUAAUUUGUAAAUUUGGUCUAAAAAUUUGAUUAAUCAAUCUAAAAUUAAGCUAAUAAAAAGGAGAGACUAAUUAAGAAAAUGUGGAGAAUCAUAUUUUAUAGAUCAUAUUUUGUAACGGUUGAUGAUUAAUCUUUUAAAAGUUUUAAAAAAGGAAAAUAACCAUGAAUCGCCACCUCAAAUAAUUACAUAAUACAAUUCAAGUAAAUAACCUCUCUAAUAUCACCAAACUAAUUAACAUGAAUCUUUGGUGGUAAUUACAAUUGAAAAAAAAAAAAAAUUGAAAACUUUUAUCAAGGCCAACUUUCCUAACUGCCCAUUUAAAGCAAAUUUAAUGAAACUGUAACAAAUGAGAGGUUUGCCAAAUCACAGAAAAAUCCAAAAAACCCUAGACUGUCCUCCGCUAUUUAUAGCUCCUCCGGACUUCUCCGGAUCAACCUGUGCUUAUCUGCACAGUGUGUACUUUGUUCUUCAGAAUUUAGGAAAAACCCCAUGAUUCUCUCAACCCACCCACCUCCUUCUACAUUUCCCACUAUUUACAGCUAAAAUUUGUGAGAGGGAUGAGGCAGCUGAGUCGAUCCUCAAACCAGAAAACCAGACAAUUAAUGGAAUUAGAUAAACUCAGUAAGCUCAAAGAGGAGCCUCAUCAUCUCUCUGGUGCUUACAUCCGUAGCCUAGUGAAACAACUCACCUCUUCAAGAUCCACCAUGAACCCCAAUAAGGACAUCGUCCUGAACUGUGACGGGAUCCCAAGUCAAACCACUGUCAAGUUUGGAGAUGAUAAUUUUAGCGAAACCCGGCAACACACCCAACAACCCCACCAGCCUCAACAACACAAAAAACAAGUGAGGAGAAGACUCCACACCAGCAGGCCCUACCAAGAGAGGCUUUUGAACAUGGCUGAGGCUAGGAGAGAGAUUGUCACUGCCCUCAAGUUUCAUAGGGCAGCUAUGAAACAAGCCACUGAACAACAGAAACAACAAGACCAACAACCUCAGGAGCAGCAGCCACUUGAGCCACAAACCCCUCGACCUCGCUUAGAACAAGAAGCGAGGAUCAAAUCGAGGAGGAACCCUCGAAUCUACCCGUCAAGCGGGUCGAAUUACCAGGAAACUCCGCCCUUCUCUUCUGAUUUUUCUUACCAAUAUCCAAAUCCAUAUCAAUAUUCAAAUCCUUAUUCUUGGACUCCUUCCACAAUUGCACCUCCACCACCUUAUGAAAAUUUUGAUUUCACACUUCCAAACCAAACCCUUGGCCUCAACCUCAACUUCCAAGAUUUCAACAACAUAAACACAACCCUUUACCACCACACCAACAGCCCGUCAAUUUACUCCGCCUCCACCUCAUCUCCCUCGUCAUCUUCUUCCCCCACUCUCUCUGCUACCACUACCGAUCCUGAAAUUCUGACCUCAGCUGCAGGAGCUUCUUUCACUUCCCAUAUUGAAGCGGAGGAUGCUCCUGCGGUGGCUGAUGCUGUUGACUCCGCCGGGGUUAUCACAAUCACUGGCGGAGAUGGCAUGCAUGCAGCAAUGGACGACAAAGAGAUGGCAGAGAUCAGAUCGAUAGGAGAGCAGCACCAGAUAGAGUGGAACGACACCAUGAACUUGGUCACGUCAGCAUGGUGGUUUAAGUUCUUGAAGGCCAUGGAGCUCGGUGGGGGCCCGCAAGUGAAGGAUGAGGACGAUGACGAUGGAUACCACCAUCCGUUUGAUGAAGUCAUGGAAUUUCCAGCCUGGUUGAACGCAAAUGAAAACGGUUUUCAGAAUGAUCAUUUGAAUGAUUGCUACUCAGACGAUUAUUUUCAAGAUCCUGCCUUGCCUUGUUACUUGCAGCAUGGACAUUGGAGAAAUUGAAGGGAUUGAUGCGGAGUGGCUAGCCUGAGCAUGCACAAGGAUUGAUGUGUUUUUGUUAAUCAAAUCUUUGGCUCUGUUUUUUUGUUUAUUAAUUCUUUAAAUAGUUUCUUUCUCUUUUUAGUUUUUUUUUUUCCCCAUCUUUGACUAUAUAAUAAAGGCUUGCCAAAAAUAUAUAUAUUAGGCAGCCAUAGGGGAAGACAAAGGAGGAAGAAAGGACUGUGCCUUUUAUCUCUUUGCUGGGCUUUUGAUAUAUUGGAAACUUUUACACAUCUUUCCUCAAUUAAA
Molecule: messenger RNA, 2437 nt
Organism: Pyrus x bretschneideri (Chinese white pear)
Lineage: Eukaryota; Viridiplantae; Streptophyta; Magnoliopsida; Rosales; Rosaceae
Exons: 2
Coding region: 860-2152 (430 amino acids)
Source: RefSeq, a predicted model, not a curated record